Lactuca sativa (garden lettuce) is the source of this 724-nucleotide messenger RNA. RefSeq names its product CLP protease regulatory subunit CLPX1, mitochondrial. Lineage: Eukaryota; Viridiplantae; Streptophyta; Magnoliopsida; Asterales; Asteraceae. Gene Ontology annotation, molecular function: ATP binding; ATP hydrolysis activity. The record is from RefSeq and is a predicted model, not a curated record. Gene Ontology annotation, cellular component: mitochondrial matrix.
AUGCAAUCAUUCAUGAUGCCAAAGGUAAAAUCGUCUUCUCACAUCAUGUUUAUACGGACUCGAAACCAUCGAUUCGUGUGUGAGGUUGAAAGUAGUGAUCUUAUUGCAUAUGGUCUGAUACCUGAAUUUGUUGGAAGGUUUCCAAUUCUUGACAACUUAUUAGCUCUUACAAAGCCUCAAACUGUCCCGGUGCUACCUCAGCCAAAGAAUGCAUUGGGGAAACGGUACAACAAGUUAUUUCAGAUGAAUCAACUAAGUCUACACUAUACAGAAAGUGCUUUGAGAUUAAUUGCAAGAAAAGCAAUAACUAAGAACACUGGCCGUGGUCUGAGGGCGUUAUUGGAAAACAUAUUGAUGGAUGCCAUGUAUGAGAUUCCUAAUGAAAGAACAGGUAAAGAUAUAAUAGAUGGUGUGGUUGUUGAUGAGGAGGCAGUUGGGAGUGGCGCUAAAAUCCUCCAUGGUGAAGCUGCUCUUGCCCAUUAUCUAUCACAACACUUCAUAGGUAACUUAAAAGGUUUCAUCCUAUUUUUGAUUUUUGAUUAAUUAAUUAAUUUUUGAUUAAUCUAUCACAACACUUACAGGUAACUUGGAAGGAAUAUUUGCCCCUGGUUGGAUAGGAUAUGGGAAUGCUUAUGCACCCAAAGAAGCAGAUGAUCAAGCUAUGUCUGGUUAUUGAACUGCUGCACGCUUAUUUCCUGGGUGUCACUUACCUAAACUCGCCGAG